UCUGCUAGAGGCCGCUAGUUCUUAGAUUAUACGGUUAUUAACAGAUAAAUAAACAAUUGUCAGCUGCAUGUGGUCGCUGUCAGAUUCAACAAUAAAAGAUUUUUGACUAAAAAUCGAUCCACCCUAAUACUGAAUAAUGGGGAAAACGAAGACUGGAAAGGGAGCGGCUAUUUGUACUGGAAUCGCUUUCGUUUUGGUUGUAAUAGCCUUCACCACGCCCAACUGGCUCGAAACAGACGGAAAAUUAGAGAAACCCAAGUUCGUUAAAAUAGGUCUAUGGCAAGUUUGUUUCCAAGGAAUCCAGGACACUCGUCAUUUUUACGACGAUACUAGGUUUUACGGGUGUUGGUGGGUUUUUGAAGAAGAAUAUUAUAUAAUUCACGACAUAGUACUACCUGAUUUCUUCGUGGCAACGCAGUUCUUCUUCACUUUGUGCAUGACACUGCUCUUAAUUGGAGGUUCCUUGGCAACGCUUUACACUUGCUGUUCUCGACAGCACGAUAAAUACCAGCUGUUGCUUUGGGCAACCGGUGCAAACCUGCUACUUGCCGGAUUCUGUGGGAUGAUAGCAGUUAUUAUAUUUGCUGCGCGAGGAGACGGUCGUGAUUGGAUGCCAAACUGGGAGCACAAUCAGAUCGGAUGGUCCUUUGCACUUGCUGCUUUUGGGUCUGCUUUUGUAAAUAUUGCAGGCAUUUUAUUCCUGAUUGAGGGAAGAAGGUAUAGGAAUCAAAUGCAGAGAACUAUCGAGGAGACGCGCAGAGUACACACGACCAUUUAAGGGUUACAAGGUACACAAGGAAUAAGAAAGAUCUUGUAAAUAUUGAUUACUCGCUUUAUAUUGUUGAAAACCAAAUUCGGCUCCGACUUGUUCUAGUUGCAUCUUAAUUUGCUGAGAGAUUUGUAAGGUCAGAGACAAUUGUUACUGCUCACAAAUGAACAGUGGAAUCUCAGCACAAUGUUUUUAUAUACCUAACUCAAAAAAAAAAUAUUUUAUUUAUUUGUACGCAAUCAUAUACGUAAUUCACCGUAAGUAUUUAGGGAAUUGUUAUUUGAUGUUCAGGAAAUCCGUCCACUAGAUAUUUUUCUAACUUAAAUGAUAAGUUUUAAAGAAUUACCAUUUUAUAUUAUUUGAAGGUUUAUAAAAAUAUUUAUCUAUGAAAUAUACGAUUAUAUUAUAUUUGAAAA
This is a messenger RNA of Athalia rosae (coleseed sawfly), 1185 nucleotides long. RefSeq lists its product as uncharacterized. NCBI's taxonomy places the organism in Eukaryota, Metazoa, Arthropoda, Insecta, Hymenoptera, Athaliidae. Bases 137 to 778 code for a protein of 213 amino acids. Gene Ontology annotation, cellular component: membrane; septate junction. The transcript is spliced from 2 exons. Gene Ontology annotation, biological process: regulation of tube size, open tracheal system; septate junction assembly. The record is from RefSeq and is a predicted model, not a curated record.